This is a messenger RNA of Callithrix jacchus (white-tufted-ear marmoset), 2071 nucleotides long. Lineage: Eukaryota; Metazoa; Chordata; Mammalia; Primates; Cebidae. The record is from RefSeq and is a predicted model, not a curated record.
CAAGGCCGGUCCAGAUUCUUCCAGCCUUUGUGCAGCAUUCCUUUCUCCAUGGUGUGGGGCAAGGACCCACUCUGGAAUGAGGAUCCUACAACCCACAUCAGAUUAGAGUCCUGCCUUGGGCAGGUGAAAAGAGGACACGAGAAGGUCAGAAGAGGAGAGGCUAUUUUCUGAGUCCUGAGGCGCCCCAAGAUUACAGUGAAAGAUUGUGACUGUGGUCAUGUGAGUUAUGAGCUAGGAACUGUGGACAAAACCAACAUAUAUACAAUCAACUCCAACCUCCCAAUGCCUUUCCUUUCUUUUUUUUUUGAGAUGGAGUUUUGCUCUUGUUACCCAGGCUGGAGUACAAUGGCACGAUCUUGGCUCACUGCAACCUCCGCCUCCUGGGUUCAGGCAAUUCUCCUGCCUCAGCCUCCUGAGUAGCUGGGAUUACAGGCGUGCGCCACUGUGCCCAGCUAAUUUUUUGUAUUUUUAGUAGAGACGGGGUUUCACCAUGUUGACCAGGAUGGUCUCGAUCUCUUGACUUUGUGAUUCACCCGCCUCGGCCUCCCAAAGUGCUGGGAUUACAGCGUGAGCCACUGCGCCCGACCCCCGCCUUUCCUUUCACAGCCUCUGCAGCAAACUCCGGUCACUGUCAUUGCUCUUGUGGCCCAGAGGCAUGCCCAGGGGAAUCUGCCCAGGGCGCCAGUCCGUGCCCACAUGGGAACCCACACCUGCUUGUAAAGCCUUCCCUCCCUCUGAGCAGCAACCAGGACAGUUUGGUGUUCCAAGCAGUGGGCUCUUGUCUGUUUUGACUCAGAACAGGGUGGGGAGAGCAGGCCAGGGACCCGCAGGAGGGCUUAUCCUUGAGAUUGUGUGGGAGACACAACAAGAGGUGGGGGCCCGUGAGCGGGGUGGGGCGGAGCAGACCCAUGAGACCACCCCCUCCUUUCCAGCACAGAGCCCCAGCCUCUCCCCACAGUCUCACCAUGGUCCACACCGUGGUGCUCAUCACCAGCUGUUCCUCCGGCAUCAGCCUGCACUUGGUGAGAUCGCACCAGUGCACUCCAGCCUGGCAUUGGACCCAUCACAUAACUUCAUAGGUAUAGAUAGGUAGGGACAGGGAUGGAGGUAAGGGAGGAGCCGGCUGGGUGUGGUGGUUCACGCCUAUAAGCCCAGUACAUUGGGAGGCCAAAGUGGGCAGAUCAUGAGGUCAAGAGCUGGAGAAUAUUGUAGCCAACAUGGUGAAAUGCAUUUCUACUAAAAAUACUAAAAUUAGCUGGGCAUGGUGGUGCACACUUGUAGUCCCAACUACUUGGGAGGCAGAGGCAGGAGAAUCGCUUGAACCUGGGAGGGUGGAGGUUGCAGUAAGCCGAGAUCGCGCCACUGCGCUCCAGCCUGGGCAAAAAGGGUGAAACUCGGUCUCAAAAAAACAAAAGAAAACAAAAAAGGGAGGAGCCCUUGGAGGCCAGAAGAGAAGUCAGAUCUUCCUCCUCUGCCCUAAUCUCCGGUGUAUGCCACCAUGAGGGACCUAAAAACACAGGGCCAGCUGUGGGAGGCAGCCAGCGCCCAGGGGUGCCCUCAGAACUCCCUGGAGACGUUGCAGCUGGACGUAAGGGACUCAAAAUCUGUGGCCGAUGCCCAGGCAUGCGUGACCGAGGGCCGCGUGGACAUACUAGGUGAGCCUCCAGAAACACUUGGGCUCCUAGGAGCCUUCUUUACCCUGUGUUCAAACCACCAAGUCCCGAGGCCCAGGGAGCACGAGGGCACAGGCGGGGCUGAGGGUGAUGCUGAGGCUGCUCCAGCCUCAGUCCCCACAGUGUGUAACGCGGGCCAGGACCUGCUGGGGCCGCUGGAGGCGCUGGGGAAGGACGCCAUGGGCUCUGUGCUGGAUGUGAACGUGGCAGGGAAGGUGCAGAUGCUGCAGGCUUUCCUGCCAGAGAUGAAGCGGUGCGGUUCGGGGCGCGUGUUGGUGACCGGGAGCAUGGGAGGACUGAUGGGUGAGUGGCAGGGACAGGGCCGCAGCUCCAGAUUCUUCGAGUGUGGAGCUGAGCCUUAAAGGCAGGCUCCACGGGGAGGGGCAGUCAGCUUGGAG